UCUCUUCCUUAACUGAACACAACACAAGGCAAAAGAAUUAUUUCAUUGCAAAAAUCUCUCUCUCUCUCUCUCAUUCACCCUCUGCAGUUCACCUACUAUAGUAACAGCCACGCCUCAAUAUAUUUAUAUAAUGAUAUUGUUAUGAAAUAAAGAAGGAAGGAACCGGGUUUGUGUGUGUGCGCUUUGGACAUUGUGUGCAUAUUUCUUUCUUCUUCCUAAACAUUGAUGUAAUUAAGGAACUUUGCUUCUGGUCUCAGUUUGCUGAGAUGGGACUUUCGGCAUAAGGUGGAUAUGAUUCAAAUUUUUGGGGUGACGGUGCUGUUAACUGUUGCUAUCAACUAAGUUUGUAUGGAUACCAGUUUUUGUUUCUUCUGCUUCUGGUCUGUUUAUUCUUCAAUUUUGCUGUUGCUUUUUUUGCUUUUAGUCAAAGGAAGUAACAUUUGCCACUUUGCCUUUGGAAUCUCAAAGUGGAAGUUCCACUACCAUCAUCCAGGUGACAUGAACAUCAUGAUGCAAAACUUGGUAGAGAGACUAAGACCCCUCGUGGGUUUGAACGGAUGGGACUACUGUAUCUACUGGAAACUGAGUGAAGACCAAAGGUUUCUUGAGUGGUUGGGAUGCUGUUGUGCUGGCACUGAAAGCAAUCAAAAUGGUGGCGAAGAACAUCUUUUCCCUGUCUCUUCUGUGGCUUCAUGCAGGGACACCACUUUUCCCCACCCCAGAACAAAGCCUUGUGAUCUUCUCUCUCAACUUUCCAUUUCCAUACCCAUAGAUAAUCCUGGGAUUCAUUCACAGACCCUAUUAACAAACCAACCCAAUUGGGUGAACUAUUCCAACAGUUUGGAUCCUAACAUUUUGGAAGAAACAAUUGGGACCCAGGUUUUGAUUUCAGUGCCAGGUGGACUAGUUGAGCUGUUUGUAACUAAACAAGUGUCUGAAGAUCAUCAAGUAAUAGAUUUCGUGACAAGCCAAUGCAUUGCUCUUGUGGAGCAGGAAGCAGUGAACCACUCAAUGGGCUUCAACAUUGACGUGAACUCAAUGAGCAACAUGCAAUCAAAUCCACUUUUAGGCGAAGAAAACGAAGGGAACAACAGGAUCAAUCACUUCCACCCUUCAGAACACGUCAUCACUAUGGACCACCGCACUGGUUUAUGCAAUGCACCACUUAACUUCAUGCAGCAGUUCAACUACAACAACAGAAUGAAGAGCGACGCGUUUUCUGAAGUAGAAUACCAAGGUUCCUUCCUGCAUGACAAGCAAACAAACCCAGAAGAGGAGCACGACACGUAUCAGAGAAGCCUCAUGACAGAUUCACAAUACGUGGUGGAGCCUUUGGACUCGAAAGAUAAGCAAGAGGAGGACAAGGACAUGCUGAAACACGUUGUUGGAAGAUCAGAUUCAAUGUCAGAUUGCAGUGACCAGAACGAAGAAGAGGAAGAUGGAAAGUAUAGGAGGAGGAAUGGGAAGGGAAACCAGUCCAAAAACCUUGUGGCUGAGAGGAAGAGAAGGAAGAAACUCAAUGACAGGUUAUACAAUCUUCGUUCUUUGGUUCCAAGAAUCUCUAAGCUUGAUAGGGCCUCCAUUCUCGGAGAUGCCAUUGAGUAUGUGAAGGAUUUGCAGAAGCAAGUGAAAGAGCUCCAAGAUGAGCUUGAGGAUAAUGCAGACACUGAAAGCAACUGCAUCAAUAACCAUUAUGUGGGUGCAGCUGAACUUGGCCCAAACGCUGAACAUGGUAAGGCCCAAACUGGGUUUCAUGUGUCCAAACAAAAGCAGGAUGAUGCUACUGUCAUUGACAAGCAGACCCAGCAGAUGGAGCCUCAAGUGGAAGUGGCUCUGAUAGAUGGGAACGAGUAUUUUGUGAAGGUGUUCUGUGAGCACAGGCCUGGUGGGUUUGUGAGAUUGAUGGAGGCUUUGAACACUCUUGGCAUGGAUGUAGUGCAUGCCACGGUAACCAGCCACAAGGGCCUCGUGUCAAAUGUUUUUAAAGUGGAGAAAAAGGACAGUGAAACAGUUGAGGCUGAAGAUGUAAGAGACUCACUGCUAGAGCUUACGCGGAACCGUUAUAAAGGGCGGAGUCAUGAGAUGACAGCAACUUCGGAAAAUGGUGUUGGAAGGGAUCAACAUCAACUCCACAACCACCAGAUUGGUGCCUACUCGCACCAAUUUCAUAGUUAACCUUAGACCAUGAUAUCAUGCAUUCUCUCACAAACUUUGUUAUUAAACAUUAUUAAUAAAUGUUGAUCAAUUAAUUAUACUUUGACAUCGAUCAAUGAUAAGUAUGGAGCCGCUAAUUUGCUGUGA
Molecule: messenger RNA, 2301 nt
Organism: Cajanus cajan (pigeon pea)
Lineage: Eukaryota; Viridiplantae; Streptophyta; Magnoliopsida; Fabales; Fabaceae
Gene: AMS
Product: basic helix-loop-helix (bHLH) DNA-binding superfamily protein
Biological process (GO): regulation of DNA-templated transcription
Cellular component (GO): nucleus
Molecular function (GO): DNA-binding transcription factor activity; sequence-specific DNA binding; protein dimerization activity
Source: RefSeq, a predicted model, not a curated record